GCUGCCAAGCGUUGGCGAUUGGCAAGAUGUCGGCGCCCGGACAGGGAAGUGGCGGCAGGGACUCUUCAGGGGAGGCCGCAUCUAUCGGCCGGCGGAGGUGGGAAAUGAUGCGGGCCGGAGCGCCCGCUGGCGUUGUUUCGAACUACGGCCUGGACGCGGCUCGGCGACAGCUGAAGGUCCGCAACGCCCUCACAGGCCUCGCCAUCGGCGCCGUCGUGGUCGCCAUCUAUGGCUACACCUUUUACUCUGUUUCCCAAGAACACUUCCUGAAAGAGUUGGAGCUAGAGGCCAAAGCCAUGCAGGCCCAAGCAUCCAAGACCUCUGGCGACUGAGUGCCGGACACAAAUGGACUAUCUGGCCAGAUGGACAGACACAAGACCCAAGAUGCUGUUCCUUGGCCAUACAUGGGGGCAUUUCCUCAUGCAGAGGGAGGGGGAGGGAAGCAGUCUACUACAUUUGCUUGUAAGCACCUUUGUCACGGCUACCAUGAGGCAGUCCUCCAGUCAUUUCAGCUGUUUUUUGUGGAAUAAUAAAAGAGCUUUGUGAACCUGA
Eublepharis macularius is the source of this 552-nucleotide messenger RNA. RefSeq names its product cytochrome c oxidase assembly factor 3 homolog, mitochondrial. The record is from RefSeq and is a predicted model, not a curated record. Gene Ontology annotation, biological process: mitochondrial respiratory chain complex IV assembly. The transcript is spliced from 2 exons. Gene Ontology annotation, cellular component: mitochondrial inner membrane. Lineage: Eukaryota; Metazoa; Chordata; Lepidosauria; Squamata; Eublepharidae. Bases 27 to 332 code for a protein of 101 amino acids.